Messenger RNA from Mus musculus (house mouse), 3883 nucleotides. RefSeq names its product zinc finger, DHHC-type containing 22 (gene Zdhhc22). Gene Ontology annotation, molecular function: palmitoyltransferase activity; protein-cysteine S-palmitoyltransferase activity. Lineage: Eukaryota; Metazoa; Chordata; Mammalia; Rodentia; Muridae. The record is from RefSeq and is a predicted model, not a curated record. The transcript is spliced from 3 exons. Gene Ontology annotation, biological process: protein localization to plasma membrane. Gene Ontology annotation, cellular component: endoplasmic reticulum; plasma membrane; Golgi membrane. The coding region runs from base 271 to 897 and encodes 208 amino acids.
CAGGAGCGGAGGGAGGGGUGGCGGAGCUGGGGGGGUGCCCAGCUGCCAUCCCCGCCGUCUCCUGGCCCCCACUCUCUGGCACCCAAGUAGGAGGGCGGCAGCUGCCCGCUCCCUCCUCCCACACCCCCGCUACCUGCCCAGUCCCCGAAGCGAAGCGUGAGGAGGCUGCGAGCCAGUCGGGCGAGCCCACAACUUUGCAGCCUCGGGGAAGACCAGGGUUGGCGUCCGGGGCUCCUCCUGUCGCGACUAGAGCUCGGAAUGUGAUCCAGGAUGCUGGCCUUGCGGCUGCUCAACGUGGUAGCCCCCGCCUACUUUCUUUGCAUUUCCCUGGUGACCUUCGUACUGCAGCUCUUCCUCUUCCUGCCCAGCAUGCGUGAGGACCCCACAGCCACCCCGCUCUUCUCGCCUGCUGUGCUUCACGGGGCGCUCUUCCUGUUCCUCUCAGCCAAUGCCCUGGGCAAUUACGUCCUGGUCAUCCAGAACUCCCCAGACGACCUGGGCACCUGCCAGGGGACCAUGUCCCAGAGACCUCAGUGCCCACCGCCCAGCACCCACUUCUGCCGAGUGUGUUCCCGAGUCACGCUGAGGCACGACCAUCACUGUUUCUUCACCGGCAACUGCAUCGGCAGCAGAAACAUGCGCAACUUCAUCCUGUUCUGCCUCUACACCUCUCUGGCCUGCCUUUACUCCAUGGUGGCUGGAGUGGCCUACAUCUCAGCUGUCCUUUCCAUCUCCUUCGCCCACCCCCUGGCCUUCCUUACGCUCCUGCCCACUUCAAUCAGCCAGUUCUUCUCCGGAGCCAUCAGCACUAAGGAAAACUUGGGCCAAGGAGCUCAGCCACAGUCUUCCCAGGCUGCAGAGCUGAGAUUGCUACAAAUCGCAACUUCCAACUCGUGAGCCUGUCUCCCUGCCUCUCAGCGGAAAGCGCCAGAGCGCGCCGGAGCGCCUGGGUACGUGGCCUGGGUGUAAAGCGAUCUGGUGUUUCCCCUCCCCCCGCAGGAGCUGUCCUCGGUUCUGACAUGUUCGUCAUCCUCAUGCUCUACCUCUGGUUUGCUGUCGGCCUGGCCUGCGCCGGUUUCUGCUGCCACCAACUGCUGUUGAUCCUCCGGGGGCAAACCCGCUACCAGGUUCGAAAGGGGAUGGCUGUAAGAGCCCGACCCUGGCGCAAGAACUUACAGGAGGUCUUCGGAAAGAGGUGGCUGCUUGGCUUGCUGGUACCCAUGUUCAAUGUCGGCACCGAAAGCUCGAAGCAGCAGGACAAAUAGCUGGCAGGCACUUCUGCCGUUUCUGUGUCUCAGUUUCUCCUGACCACACAGCACCCUUGUCUUCACCUGUGACACACCACACCCUCCCCUAGGAAGAGCCUCAUAUCCACCCCAGGUCUUCAAUCCUCAGAGGAUAUAUUAACAGGUGCAUCCCGACACGGAAGGGAAGUGGCUACCUGGGCACCACUAGGCUGCUCCAGGUCCAGCCAGGUAGGGAGCUACUAAAUCGUUAAGGUGUUUCUACUUCAAGUUUUUUUUUUUUUUUUUUUUUUUUGGUUUUUUGUUUUUCUGGGAAGCCCUUCUCUGCCCCUACCUGGCCUUUCCACUCCUGUGUCUCAGGUCAUUGCUGCUUUUGCUAAAGCCCUUCUCUUGUGUUGAUAGUGGAGACUGCAUUCUUGCUGCUAGCAGGAGAUUCCACAGAACCGAGAGGCUGGUAAAUGGUAGCUACCAUGAAUGAGAAGCAGUCAAGCAAGCUUUGCCAACUGCUAGUGAGAAUGGGAAGGGGUGGAGAGCCACCCUCAUCCACUGUGAGGGAUAGUCAAUAGUAUUUGUGUUGGGGAGGGGGGUGCACAGGCACUUGCUGCUCAGCCCAAGUACAAGGCCUUUUCCCUAGAGACAGCAAUCAAUGGCCUGAUGUUCUUCAAUGCUGUUCUCUGUCCAACCUGCCCCAUCUAGCCAGCCCAGCCCAGCCCAGGAGUUAGCUGAAUAGUUCUUUUCUCUGGAAUUUCUCUGGUCUUUCCCUUUGGUCUCCAGCCUUCAGAUUUUUUGCUAGCUAUUGAGAAGGGAAGAAGGGAGAGACAAGAGGGAGUUACUUACCCGUAAGUAAUAAGAGAAGUGUGCUUCUUAUAUAGCCUUAUAUAAUCGUGUGUGUGUGUGUGUAUAUGUGUGAGUGUGUGUGUGUGUGUGUGUGUGUGUGUGUGUGUAAGAGGGGGCGGAGGUGAAGAGUGUUGUUAUGAGCACAGAGAGAGAGUGAGUAUUGGAGGAGAAGGAGAGAGAGGCAAAUGGGUUAACUCUUUUGCAGCCAAAGCCAGCCAGUGAUUGAAUUUUACCUGGAGUGAGUGCUGGCCCCUGGAGGUAUUUUGACAGGAUCUAGGCAGUUAUCUACAAGAAGAGAUUUUUUUUUUGUACUACUUUGUUCUAGAUGAACUUAGAGAUCCCUUUCCACUCCUUGAUUCCAGUGUCUUCUUUGAUACUGCUGGUGCCAGAGACAAGGUCUUUAGAAACUAGAUCUUAGGCUGGAGAGAUGGCUCAGGGGUUAAGAGCAUUAACUUCUUGCUCUUCCAGAGGUCCCGAGUUCAAUUCUCAGCAACCACAUGGUGGCUCACAACCAUCUGUAAUAGGAUCUGAUGUCCUCUUCUGGUGUGUCUGAAGAGAGUAAAGUAUAUUGACAUACAUAAAGUAAAUAAAUCUUUAGGAAAAGGGAGAAAGAAAGAUCUUUAGAGACAAGAUCUUUACCUGCUUUCAUGGGGCGGGAGGUAGGAUAACCAUGGAAAGGGUCUAAAAAUCAUAACACGGGCUUUCUGCACACAGUCCAGCCAUCCAGGAGACUUCCUGAUGUUAGCAGUAGCUGAGAGGAGGCCGGCAGUGGAGGACAGAGAGGUAUAACUAUGUUCGGGCCAGGUUGGUGCAGUUAGCUGUAAGGAGAGAGAAGCCUGGAAGCCAUGCUCAGCCCUGAGGAGUUUGUGGGAAUGACAGAAUAUUGGGGUGCAGUUGCCAGUCCAUUCCUGCCAGUUUGGCUAGCUCUAGAUAGGGAUCCUGCCUUGUAUCCUGAGACCCAGAGGACCAGACAGACCCUUGGGGCAUAUGAAGGGGUGGGAGCCACACAAAACCAUCUCCUGAGUUGGUCCCAGGGCCCAUACAACAUCUAUACAGGCACUGAGGCUGGUCUGUGCUCUGCAGUAUCUAGUGGGUGGCUACAGUGACCCCAACCACUGCCCAAGAAGAGCGUGAAUUGUUGAACAGAGCACGGGAGGAUAUUACUCAGGCCCGACUUUGGCGCCCCCCAGAGGGCUAAUGUAGUAAUGGCGUUCCUGCUCACAAGUCUCCCUUCAGCAGGUAUUCUUUUGGGCCCUGUUCGCUCCUACUCUAUCCGUUCAUCCUAGCUAUCUGUAUCCAGCACAGCCCAUGGGCUGAGUCUCAGUCACUGGCAAUCCAGAUGCCCACAUCAGGGGCAGAUGACGCCUACCACCAUUGCGCUCUGCUUUCUUGACAGUCAGUGCAGCUGGCCUCUUGGAGACAGAAUGAUGCGGCAGGGCUGAAGGGGAGCCCAGGCUUCCUCAGUGGAAGAGCCAUUCGAGGUAUCUCUGCUCACAGUUCUGGGCACCCUUUAGCAGCAUGAAGAAACAAGAGAGGGGAGAUGUCUGGAUAGUUCAGGCCUUGGGGCUCUCUUGACCCUAGAGUUCAAACUCGAAAGCCAGCCCUACGUUGUCCAGGCUCAGGACCACGGAACCCGACAUCCCAGAGGGGAAAGGGAGUACUUCCGGUGGCCAGCUCUUUAAACAGGUCAGGGACGAAUGGCUGUAGGGAGAUUGCCAGGUGUGGUACUUGAGUAGCAUUUGAACACACGGCCCUCUGUUGUUAAUAAAGAAAAUCAAUAAAAUACGUGGUUUUCAACUGUA